UCUGUGUGGCAGUGAGGAGAGGAUGGCCGCUAACCAGGAACGCACCUUCAUCGCCAUCAAGCCCGAUGGGGUCCAGCGAGGUCUUAUUGGGGACAUCAUCAAGCGCUUCGAGCAGAAGGGGUUCCGCCUGGUGGCCAUGAAGUUUGUGCAGGCUUCUGAAGAGCUCCUGAAGCAGCACUACAUCGACCUCAAGGACCGUCCUUUCUACGCCGGGCUGGUGAAAUAUAUGGGCUCCGGGCCCGUGGUCCCCAUGGUCUGGGAGGGUCUGAAUGUGGUGAAGACCGGACGUGUCAUGCUGGGAGAGACCAACCCCGCCGACUCCAAGCCCGGCACCAUCCGGGGGGAUUACUGCAUCCAGGUUGGCAGGAACAUCAUUCACGGCAGCGACUCCGUAGAAAGCGCCAAGAAGGAGAUCGCUUUGUGGUUCAAGGAUGAAGAACUGUCCGAUUACAAGAGCUCUGCCUACGAGUGGGUGUACGAGAACUAAGCCCCUCUCCCCUGCCCCCGCUCCGUUAUGUGCCCUGCAAAUAAAGUGUUAACUGUAACAAA
This is a messenger RNA of Spea bombifrons (plains spadefoot toad), 549 nucleotides long. Its product is annotated as nucleoside diphosphate kinase A2. Gene Ontology annotation, biological process: UTP biosynthetic process; GTP biosynthetic process; regulation of apoptotic process. Lineage: Eukaryota; Metazoa; Chordata; Amphibia; Anura; Pelobatidae. The record is from RefSeq and is a predicted model, not a curated record. The coding region runs from base 23 to 487 and encodes 154 amino acids. Gene Ontology annotation, molecular function: nucleoside diphosphate kinase activity. The transcript has 5 exons.